ACGUUGUCGUGUGCUCACGUACGUUUUCGCGCUCACGUUGAUCUCGCAAUCGGCCACCGGAAAAAUCAAUUUUGACUAAUUUCGGAACGCAACGCACAAAAAAAGUGCGUGUAAUUGUUUUGUUGUUCAAAAUUUAUUAAUUUACCUUAUAAUUAAAAAAGGGAGUUUUAAAAAGCUAUAAAAACCGUUAAAAAUAAUUAAAAAUAGGCUGAUAAAUUGAAGUUUUGUGGAUUAUUUGAAAAGCGUUCACAAUGGUUGGAUACUCAAUGAAUGGUCCGGCAAGGGAUCGCGUUAUAAAACUUAUGGAAGAUAAGGAUCGAAUAGAGACUGAGAUUCGAGAACAGACGGCGGUCCUAGCAAGCAAUAAUGUGGGUAUGUCGGAUCCUUUAGUGGACGCAGACGGCUUCCCCAGAGCGGACGUAGACGUCUACAAAGUCCGACACGCAAGACAUCGGAUCAUCUGCUUGCAAAAUGACCACAAAUCCAUAAUGAGGAGAAUUGAGCAAGGCUUAGCGGAGGUGCAUUCCGACUAUGUCGGUCCCAACGGAGAAGGUCCAUCCGUGGUCGCACCAUCAUCGAGCGCUCCGUACACCAACGGUCACUCCAAUGGGCACAGUAAUGGCUAUACCAACGGUCAUGGCAACGGCCACAGGAAUGGCGAUAGUAAUUUGGAUGACGCUUGCUUCGCGGUCGUGGGUGAAGUACAAGACGGUUCACCUGCUUAUGUAGCGGGUCUCUGUGAACACGAUGAGAUACUGCAAUUCGGUUCGAUCAACAGUGACAACUAUGCUGACAUACUUCAAGUGUCCCACCUGGUCACCCAUUCCGUGGGACAGAAUAUACACGUGCAGAUCCGGCGGGGACAGCAGAUACUAGACAUAGAUCUUGUCCCGAGACAGUGGUCCAGGCCAGGACUGCUCGGCUGCCAUAUACGCAGGCGUAACACUUAAGCGCUAGAAGGUUGUCAACUUUUAUUGUAAGGGAUUUAAUUUAAUUUUAAAUAACAGACUCGAUUGUAUAACUGUGUCCACACAUUGGUUAUAUUAGCAUCAAGAUAUUGUAGCAAUUUUGUGAUUCAUCUCAAUAUUGAAUUGAAAUAUUGAGUCCAAUGCGUGUUGUGCACUUUUUUACUCAGUAAUCAAAAAUUUUUAAACUUCUUAGCUAAUCUCAAUCCAAAGAGUGGACGCAGAAUUCAAGUAUCUCUAAACUAACAAUAUCUUUAGCUUCAAUGAUAUAUGCCUACGAAACUUUAUAGCUAACAUUUUCAAUAUUACAGUAAUUAAAGUAGAGCUUCUUCGUUCAUAAUAAAUUACCGUUUAAAUUAGUUAAAUAUUUCUAAGGAAUUUCAACAAGUUCGUGACUAAUUAAGUAGUUCUCUUUCCGUUUAAUAAUAAAGGAAAGAGAGAGACUGAUGUUUAGUCCAGUGUACUGGUAUGUAGGUACUCACAAAAGCACAUGACGUGCUUGACUAAUUAAGGUAUUGUUAACUGUUUUAUUAAUUACAAACUAAUACUACUUUAGUGGGGAAAAGUGUACUCAAUUUUUUUAAUCAUAAGUACCUUUUGGUGUUAGUGAUAAUGCUGUAAUAAAAUAAUAAUUAUUAAAACAUAUAACUAAACUUCUAAUUGGAUAGUUGGCACCAUUCAUUUAUAAUUUCAAGGCACAACUUUUCUAAAAUAACACAAUUUCAACUCUGAAACCCAAUUAUAAAUUAUUUUGUAUCUUUGAAGUAACAAAAAAGACUUUCUUCGUCUUUGCAUACAUAACCUACGGUAGAAUCGCGAUUAAGUAGCUCAUUAAAAUGCGUUAAUUGAUUGGUGUCAGCUACCCUACUGUUUAAUUCAGUAUCUAUAAACUAUUACAAGUAUCUAUGACGCCACAGGGCUUGUUGUGCUUCCGUCUAUCUUUAUAAGAGUAGGCGCACACCGUUGAUUUUUCGUUGGCCGAUAGUUUAGUCGGGCAAGUUGAUCAGUAUGGGCAUGUAUGGGAGUGCGCACACUACGCCGAUACGAUUUGGCCGAUUCUUCAUACAAUUUGAAAUCGGGCACAACUAUCGAUCAACUAAAAAUCAACGGUGUGCGCCUACUCUAAUAGUACCCAGAUUGAAAGCUAUCAUAUAAAGUAUAGAAAUUGAGUUAAACACUUAUAAUUAAUUUUUCUUAGUAUUACAUCUCAAUUACCUAUUUGGAAUGAAACAACUUUGCCAUUUGUAUCAAAACUCGUUUAUUAAGUUAUUUUUAUUCAUAUUUAAACUUAAACUACAAAAUUACAAAGUAUUUUGUAUGUAAUUAAAUUACUAGUUAUAAAUUACUAAAAUUACAGUCUUUCUCGCGACUAUAAAAUUUGAAAACUUGGGAGUAGAUAGAAUAUUUUAUUAUAACUUAUUUCUAUUCUAACCUAAUGUUUUAUACUUAUCCUAAUUAAUAAUUACAUUUUAAAUAAUAUACCUAACUGUAACUUACACACUAAUACAAUACAUAAUAUGCCACAAUU
Messenger RNA from Ostrinia nubilalis (European corn borer), 2493 nucleotides. RefSeq names its product 26S proteasome non-ATPase regulatory subunit 9. Gene Ontology annotation, molecular function: protein binding. Bases 252 to 950 code for a protein of 232 amino acids. Gene Ontology annotation, biological process: proteasome regulatory particle assembly. The record is from RefSeq and is a predicted model, not a curated record. The transcript has 3 exons. Gene Ontology annotation, cellular component: cytoplasm; nucleus. NCBI's taxonomy places the organism in Eukaryota, Metazoa, Arthropoda, Insecta, Lepidoptera, Crambidae.